Pelmatolapia mariae (spotted tilapia) is the source of this 1143-nucleotide messenger RNA. RefSeq names its product collagen alpha-1(XIV) chain-like. The coding region runs from base 1 to 1143 and encodes 380 amino acids. NCBI's taxonomy places the organism in Eukaryota, Metazoa, Chordata, Actinopteri, Cichliformes, Cichlidae. Gene Ontology annotation, biological process: extracellular matrix organization. The record is from RefSeq and is a predicted model, not a curated record. The transcript has 9 exons. Gene Ontology annotation, molecular function: extracellular matrix structural constituent conferring tensile strength.
AUGGGAACCACCACCCUGGUCUGCCAGUCCAGAGGACAGCCCAAGAACAUCCAGAGCCUUCAGGACUCGGGGCAGACCUCGUCCACCCCCUCGGGGGGUCCUGUCGGGGGUGCUCUGGGAGUAUGGGCCAUUCAGUCCUUAUACGACUAUUGCAAGAGCUUGGUCUGCAUAUCCGGCAAUAAGUUGGACUCGUUCCUGGUGGAUGAUGUGGUUCUGUUGGCUUCAUCGGGUGAUGGCCUCCAGGUCACCUUGGAACGGUUUGCAGCCGAGUGUGAAGGGGUGGGAAUGAGAAUCAGCACCUCCAAAUCUGAGGCCAUGGUCCUCAGCCGGAAAAGGGGACCUCCUGGAACUAAGGGAGAGAAAGGUGAACGGGGAGAUCUCCAGUCGACAGCAUCAGUUCAGGCCAUUGCCAGACAGGUCUGUGAGCAGCUGAUCCAAAGCCACAUGGCGCGCUACAACAGCAUCCUGAACCACGUGCCGAGUCCUCCUGUGUCAAUCCGCACAGUUCCUGGACCACCAGGAGAGCCUGGUCGAGAAGGACCCUCAGGACCACAGGGAGAACAGGGACCCCCAGGCAGACCAGGCUUCCCAGGACAAAAUGGACAGAAUGGGCAACCAGGAGAAAGAGGACAACCAGGAGAGAAGGGUGAUAAGGGAUCUCCAGGUGUUGGUGUUCAAGGACCCAGAGGACCUCCAGGACCACCUGGUCCCCAGGGACAGGGCAGACCAGGUAGCUCUGGACCCUCAGGACGACCUGGAAAUCCCGGAGUACCCGGUCGGCCCGGAGCCCCCGGUCCCAUCGGCCCCCAGGGGCCUCCGGGUUACUGUGAUCAGAACUCCUGUGUGGGCUACAAUGUUGGAGAAGGCGAGGAUGUCACUGACGGCGGCGCUGUCCCCGCAGUCCAACUACCACCCAGCGUCUUCCAGAACUACGGCGAGGUCGAGGAAGACGAUCCGUACCGCUACUACCAGCCCAACUACCCGGCCCCUCGACCAGUGGCGCCCGAUGAUCCCGCACUGGCCCUGGGUGACAUUGAGCUGAGGUCUCCUGGUGUCUACCGCACCUCUCGGAGUGUGAAGGAGGAGGAAGAGAAAGUCGGGUCGAAGAGACGACUAAAGAGAGGCGCUGCGUGGACUAACUGA